Molecule: messenger RNA, 1185 nt
Organism: Porites evermanni
Lineage: Eukaryota; Metazoa; Cnidaria; Anthozoa; Scleractinia; Poritidae
Source: the annotation of a GenBank genome assembly
AUGGUUCUGAACCGCACAGAAACACUGACUAAUGCCUCGUGGACUAAACUCAUGUCUCUGGCUUCUUGCGCUCACUCGCCAGAAUUGAAAUGGGAUCUUAAUGACUCCACAACUCGCUGGGCUUUAGCCACAGUUAUAUCCAUUGCUUGUCCCUCGACAGUUGUUUUGAACACUUUAGUCAUGGUUAUUUUAAAGAAAGAAAAAGAAUUGCAGAAAAGUUCCAACAUUUUGUUAUUUAGCCUGGCCAUUACAGAUCUUCUAGUUGGUGCGAUAUGCAUGCCGUUGGACGCAAUUAGUGAUUUGCUAAUUUUCGGUCAAGUUUCUAUUGGGAAAGGUUGUACAACAAACCUAGUCAACUUUUGGAUUUUGAAUAUUCUAGCCUCGGCUUCCCUGAUCCAUUUAGCGGUGAUCGCUUGGGAGAGAUACGUGGCGAUAAGAAAGUGGAUUAACUACAAGACCAUCUUAACUGAACGCCGCAUGAAAAAGCUGGUGGCAAUAUCUUGGUUGUCAGCGAUAGUUUUAGGCUUUUCAGCUUCUCCUCCAAAGCCAGGCUGGACCCUUCUGUACUUUCUUUACUCUAUUAAAAGCCUUUUGAAUUUGGUGACAGCAUUUGGCCUUCCUAUUGCGAUCUUUUACUUCUAUUUGAUGGUGUACCUUGGGAUACUCCAACGCAAGAAAAGUAUGAUCAACCAAACUGCCGCAGCUAGAGCUGAACUGAAACUCCAGUCCAAAGUUGCCAAGACUUGCGCCAUGAUAACUUUUACCCUGUUCAUCACUUAUGUUCAACAAAUUUUCAUUACCAUGUUGGCAUUUCUUAAAAGUCCGCCGUUCUAUAUUGUGAGUUCAGUUUUCCGUUGGUCUGACUUGAUAUUGCAGCUUAACUCUCUACUGAAUCCCCUAAUAUAUUGUUUUACACGUCAACGAUUUAGAAGUGCUGUGCUAGAACUGCUGAUAAUUAAGAAGCCUCGGGCAAUCCAGUCCACCACUGACGCUAUUCUAUUGGAGAAAAAAACAAACAGAUUCGAACCGGUUGUGAAGAAGGUUGUUCAACAACAACAACUUCGCCCAAUAAGAUCAGCUUCCUGGCAUACACACACUUUCUACUUUAAAAACGCUUAUUCAACAACAUAUCGCAACAAACCAGUUUUAAAAAGAUCUGUGUCAGCUCCAUCGUUUCUUAGCUAG